ACACUCCCCACCUGUCCCCAGGGUCUCUGCAAGUGUGGAGCUGCGGACCCCCAGGUACCCGUACAGCCUCGGAGACACUGAGUGCCUCAGGGCAACCUCACACCCCAGGAAUGGGCUGGAGGCCCUCCCUCACCUUGGGGGGAAGGGAUGGCCCCGGGGAGGGCUGGGGACACCGGGAGGGCAGGGCCACAAGAUGUCCCUGAAUGUUAUCAGACCAUCGUCUCACCCGCAGCAGGGGCUCAGCCCUCCGGCAGGACAGGGCAGGGCAUAAAGGGCUGUGUAUCCCCCAGCCCUGCACACCGGCGGCCAUCAGGAAGGAACGUGGGCUGGGCAGCAUGGGACGGCUGCUCCGUGCCAGGAUCUGCUUCCUCCUUGUUUUCCUCACCCCGCUCACUGCCACUGCGACCUCAGGUGAGAGCUCAAUGCGGGACACGGUGGGGUGGGAGCUCUGAGGCUGCUCUGGGGCCCUGCACAUUCCCAGCUCUGCUCGCACAUCCAGACGCCGAGAAGACCCCACACUACUGGAAUGAGGGGGCCAGGAGGAGGCUGGAAGCAGCCCUCGCCUUGCAGCCAGCAGCGCAGCGAGCCAAAAACAUCAUCCUCUUCGUGGGUGAUGGCAUGGGGCUGCCCACGGUGUCAGCAGCCCGGAUCUACAAGGGGCAGCUGGCCGGUGGUUCGGGUGAAGAGAGCAUCUUGGCCAUGGAGACGUUUCCCCACGUGGCCCUGGCCAAGACCUACACCAUCGACCGGCAGGUGCCUGACAGCGCCGGCACAGGCACAGCCUACCUGUGUGGGGUGAAGGCCAACUCCAAGACAGUGGGGCUGAGUGGGGCGGCCGUCUAUGGCAAAUGCCGCACGGCAUUUGGCAAUGAAGUGGACUCCGUCCUGCACCGGGCCCGGCUGGCAGGUAAGUCAGUGGGCAUCGUGACCACCACGCGGGUGCAACACGCGUCCCCUGCUGCUGCCUAUGCGCACUCGGCCAGCCGUAGCUGGUACGCCGAUGCCAACAUGCCUCGGGAGACCCUGCGGGAUGGCUGCAAGGACAUCGCCCACCAGCUGGUGCACAACACUGACAUCAACGUGAUCCUGGGCGGCGGGAGGACCUACAUGUCCCCCAGGUGGACCCCGGACCCUGAGUACCCGGAGGACCCGGCGCAGAACGGCACCAGGAGGGACGGACGGGACCUGGUGGCCGAAUGGCUCAGCACCAGGGAGGGUGCGCGCUACGUCUGGGACAAGAAGGGCCUGGAUGCGGUUGAUGACACCUCUGUGAGCCACCUCAUGGGCCUCUUUGAGCCCAAGGACAUGAGGUAUGAGCUGAACCGCAACGCCACCACAGACCCCUCCAUCGUGGAAAUGACGGAGAAAGCCAUCCGCAUCCUGCGCAGGAACCCCAACGGCUUCUUCCUCUUUGUGGAAGGUGGAAGGAUCGACCACGGGCACCACAGCGGCCGGGCCAAGCAGGCGCUGAUGGAGGCCGUCAUGCUGGACCGGGCAGUGGCGCGGGCAGGAGAGCUGACGGAGCCCUCUGACACUCUGACCGUGGUGACGGCCGACCACUCACAUGUCUUCACCUUCGGGGGCAACACACUGCGAGGAGCCUCCAUCUUCGGGCUGGCCCCUAAGAAAGCGAAGGACAAGCGAGCCUACACCAGCAUCCUCUACGGCAAUGGUCCGGGAUACAGCAUCCGUGAUGGGGGCCGCCCAGCAGCCAGCCUCCCAGCUAGGACAAGGACUACAGGCAGCAGGCGGCCGUCCCCCUUGACUUGGAGACCCACAGUGGGGAGGAUGUGGUGGUGCUGGCCCAGGGCCCCAUGGCCCACCUCUUCCAUGGGGUGCAGGAGCAGCACUAUGUUGCCCAUGCCAUUGCUUAUGCCGCGUGCCUCAAGCCUUAUGAUGCCAGACCCCGCUGUGGUGGACACCGUAGGGCCUCUGGCAGCACCCAGCACUCCCCACGGCCCCCACUCGCUCUCCUGGCCCUCUGCAUGGCUGCCUUCAUGGUGGUGGGCUGAGAGACCCUACCAAGCCCUCCUCUAGCCCUCUGUUGUGGGCAGGAUCACAGGAUGCAAUAAAACAUGGGAUGUUUGGCUUCAUGCUCCAUGA
Messenger RNA from Gallus gallus (chicken), 2103 nucleotides. It is a transcript of the gene ALPIL, whose product is annotated as alkaline phosphatase, placental like. The transcript is spliced from 10 exons. NCBI's taxonomy places the organism in Eukaryota, Metazoa, Chordata, Aves, Galliformes, Phasianidae. Gene Ontology annotation, biological process: dephosphorylation. Gene Ontology annotation, molecular function: alkaline phosphatase activity. The record is from RefSeq and is a predicted model, not a curated record. Gene Ontology annotation, cellular component: plasma membrane. The coding region runs from base 148 to 2037 and encodes 629 amino acids.